GGCGGCGGGGACGGAGAGAGGCAGGCAGGCAGGCGGGCAGGCAGGGCGAGAGACGGCGAGGGGAGGGAGCGAGCGAGGCAGCCCAGACAGACAGACAGGCGGGCGGGCGGGCAACGCGAGCCACCCGCCAGGCUGCGCUCAGCCCCGCUCGCCGCGGAGAGAGCAGAAGGCAGGAGGAGGGAGGGGAGGAGGGGGAGGGAGGGAGAGAGGGAAUCCAGCUACCACCACCCAAAGCCAGCGUCUGCUUUCUGUCCUCAUUUCCUUUCCCACCCAGCUCUGAGAGCAGAGAAAGGCAGAGGGAGCGAGAGAUUGAGACAGUCAGAGGGACAGACAGACAGCCAGAAGAGAGCGGGAGGGAGGAGGGCGGAGGAGGAGGAGCAGGAGGAGGACUACGCGGGGCGCGUUCCCUCCCAGCUGCCGGGCGCCCGCGUCGCUGCCGCCGCCGGAAGACAGACGCCCCCCGAAGCCCCUCGCCUGGCUCGGACCCACGGAGCCGGCAGCCCAGCACUCCGAUGGGAGCUUGCCUGCCUGUCUACCCAUUGGCCUGGACCCCAGAGCCUGCCCAGCUAAGUGCGUGCAGAGGGCCCCGGGUUCGGGGCGAUUCUCAGGCUGCCGAAGAGACCACCCUGGAAUCACUGGCGAAGACAGGCCUUUGUUGCUGAGCUGGGUCUGUCUGCACAGCUUGCUCAGGCGCUGUCCACGCCCCGAGGCCUGGGCUCAGGCCAAAAUUGCUUCACAACACCCCCAGCUGACAGCCAGCGACUGGCAGAGCCCCCAGGCACGGGGGCCCUCUCUCUUCCAGAGAUCUCCAGUGUGACAGCCCAGGCGGCAGAGCCGAGGGUCCUGGUCCCGGCUUCUCGCACCCUCAUGUCAGUCCCGGCCCCGCCCGGCGGCCCUCGGAGGACAAGGUCAGGAUGCGUGUGAAGCCCCAGGGCCUGGUGGUGACUUCCAGUGCCGUGUGCAGCUCUCCUGACUACCUCCGGGAGCCCAAGUACUACCCCGGCGGCCCCCCCACCCCCCGGCCCUUGCUUCCCGCCCGGCCCCCCGCCAGCCCACCCGACAAGGCCUUCGCCCACACCUUCUCCGAGAACCCGCGCCCACCCCCACGCCGGGACCCCAGCACCCGGCGCCCACCAGUCCUUGCCAAGGGGGACGACCCGCUGCCCCCGAGGGCAGCCCGUCCUGUCUCCCAGGCCCGCUGCCCCACACCCGCGGGAGACAGCAGCAGCAGCUCCCGAAGGCGCUGGGACAACGGGCGGGCGACCCUGCGUCCGGUGGUCCAGCUGAUCGACAUCAUGAAGGACCUGACCCGGCUCUCCCAGGACCUGCAGCACAGCGGCGUGCACCUGGACUGUGGUGGUCUCCGGCUCAGCCGCCCCCCGGCCCCGCCCCCCGGGGACCUGCAGUACAGCUUCUUCUCCUCACCCAGCCUGGCCAACAGCAUCCGCAGCCCGGAGGAGCGGGCCACCCCCCACGCCAAGUCCGAGAGGCCCAGCCACCCCUUGUACGAGCCUGAGCCUGAGCCUCAGGACAGCCCCCAGCCCGGCCAAGGCCACAGUCCCGGAGCCACGGCCGCGGCCACUGGUCUGCCACCCGAGCCUGAGCCCGACGGGCCCGAUUACUCAGAACUCGCUGACGCCGACAUCCUUAGUGAGCUGGCCUCCCUCACUUGCCCCGAGGCCCAGCUGCUGGAAGCCCAGGCCCUCGAGCCACCGUCGCCUGAGCCCGAGCCUCAGCUCUUGGACCCCCAACCCCGCUUCUUGGACCCGCAGGCUCUAGAGCCGCUCGGGGAAGCUUUGGAGCUGCCGCCCCUGCAGCCCCUGGCUGAUCCUCUGGGGUUGCCGAGCCUGGCGCUACAGGCUCUGGACACCCUGCCCGACUCCCUGGAGUCGCAGCUGCUUGACCCGCAGGCACUUGACCCCCUGCCCAAGUUGCUUGACGUCCCCGGCCGCCGCCUGGAGCCCCAGCAGCCCCUGGGACCCUGCCCACUGGCCGAGCCCUUGCGCCUGGACUUGUGCUCACCCCAUGGCCCUCCGGGGCCUGAGGGUCACCCCAAAUACGCCUUGCGGCGCACUGAUAGGCCAAAGAUCCUGUGUCGCCGACGGAAAGCCGGACGGGGACGCAAGGCAGAUGCCGGCCCCGAGGGCCACCUGCUCCCCCUGCCUAUGCCCACCGGGUUGGCCGCCGCACUGGCCGAGCCACUCCCGCCGCCUCCUCCACCGCCUCCUGCCCUGCCCGGGCCAGUUCCCGUCCCGGAGCUGGAGCCCGAAGCCUCCCAGACCCCGGUGGUCCCUCCCCGCAAAGGCAAGUGCCGGGGCGUCCGGCGCAUGGUGGUGAAGAUGGCCAAGAUCCCCGUGUCCCUGGGGCGGCGGAACAAGACCACGUACAAGGUGUCGUCUCUGAGCAGCAGCCUGAGCGUGGAGGGCAAGGAGCUGGGCCUGCGCGUGUCCGCCGAGCCCACCCCGCUGCUGAAGAUGAAGAACAAUGGCCGCAACGUGGUGGUGGUCUUCCCACCCGGCGAAAUGCCCAUCAUUCUCAAGCGGAAGCGCGGCCGCCCUCCCAAGAACCUGCUGCUGGGCCCCGGCAAGCCCAAGGAGCCGGUGGUGGUGGCGGCUGAGGCGGCCACCGUGGCGGCAGCCAGCAUGGCCAUGCCGGAGGUAAAGAAGCGCCGGCGGCGGAAGCAGAAGCUGGCGUCCCCCCAGCCGUCCUACGCGGCGGACGCCAACGACAGCAAGGCCGAGUAUUCAGACGUCCUCGCCAAGCUGGCCUUCCUGAACCGCCAGAGUCAGUGCGCCGGGCGGUGCUCCCCGCCCCGCUGCUGGACGCCCAGCGAACCCGAGUCCGUGCACCAGGCGCCCGACACCCAGAGCAUCUCCCACUUCCUGCAUCGCGUGCAGGGCUUCCGUCGGCGAGGUGGCAAAGCAGGCGGCUUCGGUGGCCGGGGAGGGGGCCAUGCAGCCAAGGCCGCCCGGUGCUCCUUCAGUGACUUCUUUGAGGGCAUCGGGAAGAAGAAGAAGGUGGUGGCCGUGGCAGCCGCGGGGGUUGGGGGCCCUGGCCUCACUGAGCUGGGGCACCCGCGCAAGCGAGGCCGGGGGGAGGUAGACGCCGUAACUGGGAAGCCCAAACGCAAGAGGCGGUCCCGGAAGAACGGGACUCUGUUCCCAGAGCAGGUGCCCAGCGGCCCCGGCUUUGGGGAGGCGGGCACUGAGUGGGCCGGGGACAAGGGUGGCGGCUGGGCCCCUCAUCACGGGCACCCAGGCGGGCAGGCUGGCCGAAACUGUGGGUUCCAGGGGACCGAGGCCCGGGCCUUUGCCUCCACUGGGCUAGAGAGCGGAGCUUCAGGCCGUGGCAGCUACUACAGCGCGGCCGCGCCCGCAGGCCAGGCCGAGCUCAGCCAGGAGCGCCAAAACCUCUUCACCGGCUAUUUCCGCUCCCUGCUCGAUUCCGACGACUCCUCCGACCUCUUGGACUUUGCUCUCUCGGCCUCUCGGCCUGAGUCCCGGAAGGCAUCAGGCACCUACGCAGGGCCCCCCACCAGCGCCCUGCCUGCCCAGCGGGGCCUGGCCACCUUUCCCAGCCGGGGAGCCAAGGCCAGCCCAGUAGCCGUGGGCAGUGGCGGGGCUGGGGCUGAGCCCUCCUUCCAGCCGGUGCUGUCCGCUCGCCAGACUUUCCCACCCGGGCGGGCAGCGAGCUAUGGGCUCACCCCGGCCACUUCAGACUGCCGGGCUGCAGAGACCUUCCCCAAGCUGGCGCCCCCGCCUUCCGCCGUGGCCCGCUCACCUACCACCCACCCGCCCGCCAACACCUAUCCCCCGCAGUACGGCGGCUAUGGGGCUGGACAAAGCGUAUUUGCCCCGGCUAAGCCCUUCACGGGCCAGGACUGCGCUAACAGCAAGGACUGUAGCUUUGCAUACGGCAGCGGCAACAGCCUACCUGCCUCACCCAGCAGCGCCCACAGCGCCGGCUAUGCCCCACCGCCUACCGGUGGCCCCUGCCUGCCACCAAGCAAGGCCUCCUUCUUCAACAGCUCCGAGGGGGCCCCCUUCUCUGGUUCAGCCCCCACACCUCUGCGCUGUGACAGCCGGGCCAGCACGGUCUCGCCCGGCGGCUACAUGGUGCCCAAGGGCACCACGGCCUCUGCCACCUCCGCCGCCUCCUCGUCGUCCUCGUCCUUCCAGCCCUCGCCUGAGAACUGUCGGCAGUUUGCGGGGGCUUCUCAGUGGCCUUUCCGGCAGGGCUACGGAGGCCUGGACUGGGCCUCGGAGGCCUUCAGUCAGCUCUACAAUCCCGGCUUUGACUGCCAUGUCAGCGAGCCCAACGUGAUCCUGGACAUCUCCAACUACACCCCGCAGAAGGUGAAGCAGCAGACAGCCGUGUCCGAGACCUUCUCCGAGUCCUCCUCCGACAGCACCCAAUUCAAUCAGCCGGUCGGCGGUGGUUUCCGGCGUGCCAACAGCGAGGCCUCGAGCAGCGAGGGCCAGUCGAGCCUGUCCAGCCUGGAGAAACUGAUGAUGGACUGGAACGAGGCCUCGUCCGCCCCCGGUUACAACUGGAACCAGAGCGUCCUCUUCCAGAGCAGCUCCAAGCCUGGCCGUGGCCGGCGGAAGAAGGUGGACCUUUUCGAGGCCUCGCAUCUGGGCUUCCCGUCGUCCGCCUCGGCCACUGCCUCGGGCUACCCGUCCAAACGGAGCACCGGGCCCCGGCAGCCUCGGGGUGGCCGGGGCGGUGGCGCCUGCUCGGCCAAGAAGGAGCGGGGUGGGGCGGCGGCCAAAGCCAAGUUCAUCCCCAAGCCGCAGCCCGUCAACCCCCUGUUCCAGGACAGCCCAGACCUCGGCCUGGACUACUACAGUGGGGACAGCAGCAUGUCCCCGCUGCCCUCCCAAUCGAGGGCCUUCAGUGUGGGCGAGCGAGACCCCUGUGACUUCAUGGGACCCUACUCCAUGAACCCAUCCACGCCAUCCGAUGGCACCUUCGGCCAAGGCUUCCACUGCGAUUCGCCUAGCCUGGGUGCCCCUGAGCUGGAUGGCAAGCAUUUCCCAUCGCUGGCCCACCCGCCCACGGUGUUUGAUGCAGGUCUGCAGAAGGCAUACUCGCCCACCUGCUCACCCACCCUGGGCUUCAAGGAAGAGCUGCGGCCGCCGCCCACAAAGCUGGCUGCCUGUGAGCCCCUCAAGCACGGGCUCCAGGGGGCCAGCCUGGGCCACGCGGCUGCAGCCCAAGCCCAUCUGAGCUGUCGGGACCUGCCGCUGGGCCAGCCUCACUACGACUCCCCCAGCUGCAAGGGUACAGCGUAUUGGUACCCGCCAGGUUCAGCUGCCCGCAGCCCACCCUACGAAGGCAAGGUGGGUUCGGGGCUGCUGGCUGACUUCCUGGGCAGGACGGAGGCUGCGUGCCUCAGUGCCCCACACCUGGCUAGCCCACCGGCCACACCCAAGGCCGACAAGGAGCCGCUGGAGAUGGCCCGGCCGCCCGGCCCACCCCGUGGCCCCGCUGCAGCCGCUGCUGGCUAUGGCUGCCCACUUCUUAGUGACUUGACCCUGUCCCCCGUGCCGAGGGACUCGCUGCUGCCCCUGCAGGAUACCGCCUACAGGUAUCCAGGCUUUAUGCCGCAGGCGCAUCCCGGCCUGGGUGGGGGCCCCAAGAGCGGCUUCCUGGGGCCCAUGGCGGAACCUCAUCCUGAGGACACAUUCACCGUCACCUCCCUGUAGUGCCAACUGAAGUGCCGACUGGACCUCGAGGUUUUGUUCCUGGCUUUCAGAAAACCAACGCCAAGACCCCUCCCAGCGUCCACAUCGUCCUCCUCUGCCUGCCCCUCUGCCUCCUGCCGCCCACCCCCCCGCCCGCACCCCCUGCAGCCCUGUCCCUUGCUCCCACCCCUCCUUGUCCAUCUCCUCCACGCAGAAGCCGAAGGUGAGCCCUUUCUGCACAAAACCAGCAAUUGUAAAUACUUUUUAAAAAUGUACAAAACUUAAAAAACAAAACACAGUUUUAGAAAAAGACAAAAAAAAGAGAGAGAGAGAGAGCGCGCGCGUGUGCAAGAGGUUGCGAGCGGGGCCUCACGGUGUCCAGAGCCCCUGCAAGUAUGCACUGAGAAAUUUAUCUACAGGUCGUUUGACAAAAAUGAACAAUAUCCUAUUUAUUGUAUAUACUGUUUUAUUAUAAAUCGUGGAUUGUAUAUUGCAUUCUGUAAACCUGCUGUGGUCCCGUGGUGUGCAAAUUCGCAUGGUGGGGGGGAGGGAGAAGAACCUCUUGCGGGAGCUUUUUUUUUUUUUCUUUCUUUCUUAUUUUUCACUCUUUUGGGUUUUCUCUUCUGUUGUUGUUGUUGUUUUCUGUUGGCAGGACACACCCAAAGAUCCAAGUUUGUAUUAAAAAGAAAUGAAAAAAAGCAAAAAAAAAAAAACAAAAAAAACAAAAAAUCAACCUCGUGUCUUGUGAAAGGGGAUGAAUGAGGGUGGACAGAAUGGAAGGGGUGUGACAGCUGGGGGUCAUCACCGUCCACCGGGUCCCUGGAGAACUUGAAAUACCUCCGCCACGUUCCCUCCCUCAGAGUUCUUCCUUCUGCCUGAGAUCUGUGUCACUUUUGCAUCUGGGCCCCUCUCUUUGCACACCAGGCCUUGGGUCUCCCCUGCCUCUGGGCUCCUCAGUCUUAGCCCCAAAGUUUCCUAGGCCCUGAUGCAUUCUGUCCCAGGUCCAAGGAGUCUACCUUUUAUAGCUUCAUUUUGCUUUAGGUCCUGGGUCUCCCCUGAUUCUGAGACCCCUAUUCUCCCCCAAGUCCUAGGUUUCCUCUCCCUGAGGAACCCCCAUUAUAAAGCAGGUCUUGGAUCCCCCCUUGCUUCUCGACCUCCUCACUCCAUCCUCAGCCCUGGGUCUCUGACUCUAGCCCCUUCAUUUGUCCUGUGUCCCCCCAGCCUUUGGGCCCCACAGUUAUAUUCCGGUUCAGGAUACUUGUCUUUGAGACACUCAAUCCAUCCUAAGGGCAAGAACCCUUGUGGUUCACCCCGUUUCCCCACAAGGACUGGAGCAUCCCCUGUUUGCGUGUCCCCUGUUUAUCCUAAGGCCUGGGUCGUCUUUGUCUCCAGCACCCCCCUCUCCCACUUUUUUGACCCAGCACACCUUCACCUGCCUUUGCAAACUGCAGGGUUUGACUAGGCCAGUGACCCCAACAUUUCUGCCUUCCCCUGUCUUUCCACCCUGAACCCCAAAGGCCAGGUCUGGAUUUCUUCCCAGCUUCUGUAAACUUUGGAAAAAGAAAACUCCUAAUCCUGAGCCUAUUUCUGGUAGACCUGGCAGGGCGAACUGUGUCCCACCCCCUGACCUUGACGAGCUCUUGGCUGCCCUUGACCAAAUAAUGCCCACAUUGGGCUGCUUGGUCCUAAGCAAGCAGCUUUUCCCAUAGCCCCAGUUUAUAUUAAAGCUCUGCUCUGUGUCCCUCCCUGCUGAGGCUCAAGGUGACCCCCAAGGGACAGCUCCAUACCACCUGCCCCCCACCCCACCCAACCAGCAUGGCCCAGGCAUUGGGAAAGUCAGAGGAACCCUCGAUCUGAGAGAAGAAGAUAAACCCCCAACUUCUGGACAUCCCUGUCUGAAAGAAGACACUGGAGGGUUCAGACGGGGGCAAGUAACAGCCCCCAAAACUUCAGUCUCUGUGCUGGAUGUGAAGGUUCAUUCUCCCACCAAGCCCCCCUCCUUUGCAGUCUCAAGACUCACCCUCCUGCACAGUGAGGACCCAGGCAUCAGGCUGCAGUGGGGUGGGACUGGCAGGGGUGGUAAGACCUGGCAAGGGUUUCCUGGAGGCCGAGACCAGGGUACGAGGCAGAAGAAUCAGGGAGUUCCCGAAGGAGGAAAGAGCCAGGGGAUGGAAGCCGCACGUGGCUAGAUCCACGAGGAGUAGACACUUGUCUGUUUGGGGAGGAAAGAAGGCUUUCACAAAGCCACCCUAGGGCUGGGGGCGGGGAGCAGGGGAGGCUGGUUGGAAGGGGUGGGUGGGUGGCCUCAAAGGGACCAGAGGGGGAGGCCUUGAGAUGUUUGUUUUCAGCCCCAAGAGUCGCCUGCAGGGAGAAAAUGAGUACGUUCAUUGGCUGCUGAGGAAGCAGAGACCUAGGGAGGCUGUCCAGGUGGGGCAGGCUGGGUAGAGGGUGGGGCCCCGGUGAGCUGGGCUGAGGGCCGGGGGGAGUGGGGUGCCGAGGGGGAAGGGGGUAGUGGAGGGCUUAUUCGGUGGAAGGCAUUGCCGGGGCUCAGUGAGAGGAAGAAGGACACAGAAGGGUGGUGUGCCCAGGAAUUGGGGUGGGGGUGGGGAGGGGUGGCCCAGGAAGGAAAUGGGAGUUGAGGGAGGUAAUUAUAGCCCUGCAAGGGGGCUCUGUAACUCGAAGAGGGCUCUGUAGGAGGGGUGAGGUUUCACUGAAAAGAGAGGGGCGCCCAGAGAGGGAUGGAACCCAGAGAAGGCCUUGUGGUUUCCGGGAUGGGCGGGAGGCUGGGUGAGGAGGACCGAGGCUCCUUGAAAGGUGAAAAGGAGGCUCCUGGAGCUCAGGAAGCGGAGGGGUCUCAGUCUACGGUCUGUGGCUUAGUCUGGGCUGAGGGGGGCGGGACCUGAGGUGUAUUUGGAGAGCAGACUCAAGGGGAGCUGCCAGGGCCAAGGGCAUAGCCCUUGGGAUGGAAGGUUCUCUUGGCCCUUGGGCCCUCAGGCUUCUGAAGGAAGGGGAGCAGAGACCCUGCUCAGAAGUUUGGCCCUUCACAGCCACCGUCCCACACCUGAUCCCAGAAUACAUCAAGGCAACUUGGCUCCUAGGUAUUUGGAUUUUGCCACUGUUUAUUAAGCCCCUCCCUGAGGCUUUUUACUCCUCAGGACAAUCUUUGAGGUAGAGAAAAAUAUUCACCUCAUUUACAGAUGGGAAGACAGGUUCAGAGAAACAAAGUAACCUGUCCCAAGAUCCCACAGGAGGUGGCAGAAGUAGGUUGACCCAUUGCUUUUUCAUAACAAAGGGAAAAAAGUCUUGCUUAUAAAAUUCAUCCCCAAAUUCAUUGAUUCUGUGAUUAAAAAUUUAAAUGAUAGAAGUAAGAUCAAGAAAUAAUUAUAUAACAUUAUGUACUAGUUACUGUUCUAAACUAGAUCUAUAAACUCAUUCCAUCCCCAUGACAAUCCCAUGAGGCUGUAUUGUAGUGAUUAUCAUCCCCAUUUUACAGACAGGAAACUCAGGUACAGACAGGUCACUUACAAAGACAUCUCAAUGAGGAACUAGUGACACCACCAUUGAAACCCAAGCGAUCUUCAGGAGUCUGCUUCACUAUACUGUUCAAAGUGAAAACCCGCACUACCCCCAUUCUUGGUAAUAAUCCUGACGUCAACAUUUUCGAGUCCAUUCAUCUAGAUCAGUGGUUCUCACCCCAGAGAUUUUAUCUGUUGGCCUGGGUGGGGCCUGGUCAUGGGGAUUUUUAAAAGCUCCCCAGGUGGUUCCAAUGUGCAGCCAAAGUUGAAAACCUUGAAUCUAGCUAUUGUGCUGAAUGUUUGCACACAAGCAGCCACCUGUGUGCACACACCUAUAUUUAACGUGUUGUCCAAGGUGUGCAUAAAAUGCUCUCUCGUGUGUACACUAGGGUACCCGUCAAGUCUUUUUCACUGAAUGACUGGUUGUAAAUUACCAUGGGUUCUCUCAGUGACUGUUAGAGACAUGAUGUGAACACAUUCAUUCAACCAAUAUUUCUGAAGCAUUUACAAGAUUCCAGGCACUGUCCCAGGCACCUGGGGAUACAACAGUGAACAAGACAGAUGAGGUUCCUGCCUUUGUGUGUGUGGUCUGAUGGAAUUGACACAUUUGGUCUUCUGUCUUUCCCUGUGGGUGACGGGUUGGGAACCCCUCAGGGGUUGCUGAAAGGUGAAUGGCAGGCUGGGGGAACUUACGAAGGUGAGACCUGUUGUGCGCAUGGUGGAUCUUCUGGCCCUGUGUAUAGAUGAGAGACAGGGAGACUGAGGGCAUGUUUCCGGGUGUGAAUGCGUGUGGCUGACUGUGUGGCAUGUGUAUGAAGGUGUGCAUGAUCUGGGCCAGUGAAAAUGUGGACAACAGUGUGUGUGUGUGAAGGGGGAGGUGUGUGUGUGCCUGUACC
Molecule: messenger RNA, 10098 nt
Organism: Dama dama (fallow deer)
Lineage: Eukaryota; Metazoa; Chordata; Mammalia; Artiodactyla; Cervidae
Gene: AHDC1
Product: AT-hook DNA binding motif containing 1
Exons: 7
Coding region: 915-5708 (1597 amino acids)
Source: RefSeq, a predicted model, not a curated record